Messenger RNA from Myotis davidii, 654 nucleotides. RefSeq names its product C-C motif chemokine 13. The coding region runs from base 79 to 486 and encodes 135 amino acids. Gene Ontology annotation, molecular function: CCR chemokine receptor binding; chemokine activity. The record is from RefSeq and is a predicted model, not a curated record. Gene Ontology annotation, cellular component: extracellular region. The transcript has 3 exons. Gene Ontology annotation, biological process: immune response; neutrophil chemotaxis; positive regulation of GTPase activity. Lineage: Eukaryota; Metazoa; Chordata; Mammalia; Chiroptera; Vespertilionidae.
UGGAGGAGAAGAGGCCGAGAUAAGCCCAGACGCCAACAACUCUCACGGGGAAGCUCUUAUCCGCACGCAGCCUCCAGCAUGAAGGUCUCCGCGGGGCUGCUGUGCCUGCUGCUCACCGUGGCCGUGGCCCUGGCCGUCCUCAGCGCCGAGGUGGUCGCUCAGCCAGGUGCAAUCCUUACCACGUCCACCUGCUGCUUCACAUUGACCAACAAGAAGAUCCCUUUGCAGAAGCUCAGGAGCUACCAAGUCACCAGCAGCCAUUGCGCCCACAAAGCUGUCAUCUUCAAAACCAAGCUGGCCAAGCACAUCUGUGCCAACCCACAGGAGAAGUGGGUCCAGGACCAUAUGAAGCGCCUGGACCAAAAGUCUCACAGCUGGAGGAUGAGGGCUCCCCCGGCCACGCAGACACCACGCCAGAGUGUGGAACGUGAACAUGCAUUCUCCUCCAGCCCCCCCAGCACUCAUAGCACCGUCAUUUCCCAAUAGGGAGGCAGAGCUGUUUUGUCUUAAGUAAUGUUUAAUAUUAUUUGCAUUCUUGCUGGGUUGGGGUCUAUUUUGUAUAUUGGCCAUCUUUGUAUGUGUGUGUGUUUUAUUUUUUUAAUUGGGUUCAUUGGGGUGACAACAGUUAAUAAAAUUAUAUAAGUUUCAGGUGUA